GGCGGCGCAUCCCGGCGGAGCGGGAGGUGGGAUGGCGGCGGUUGCCGGCGCUGGUGACCGGGCUGGAGCCGAGCUGCCGGACGCCUGCCCCGGCGCGGACAGCGGGAACGUGUCCCAGAGCCAAAGCAAAGCCUCCGGCCUCGGGGAGGCGGAGGACGAAGAUGCCUCGGAGGCGUCGCUGAGCGCCACCGCCGCCGCCUACUCCGCGUACCUGCUCGCCGACCGCAGCCUCUUCAGCGAGCAGAUAGAAAGCUUAGACAAGAGUCUAGAAGACUUACUGACCAGGGUGGAUGAAUUCGUAGGAAUGCUGGAUAUGAUUCGAAGUGAUUCCUCUCAAGUUGUCAAUGAAAGUAUACCUCAAAUUUACACAAAAGCUACAGAAAUGAGGCAGAUAUAUAGGAAGAUUGACAAACUAGAGGCUUUUGUGAAAAUGAUUGGGAAUAGUGUAGCUGGACUGGAAGAACGGGUCAUAAAGGCAGAAACAGACCUUGGAGCUUUUCCGAGCACAUUCAAGAAAAUCUUGCACACAAUCAGCAUGCCGUCCUUCCUUAAUAAAUCGUCUUCCUCACGACAGCAGCAGACCCUCUAUGAACCUCCAGUCCUCUUCAAGACUGAAGACUAUUUUCCAUGUCUAAAUGAAGCACCUUAUUGAUGAUUUUUGCUUUGGGAUUGAUAUGAAUCAGCCAGAAUAGAGAGAGCCAAGUGAACAAAAGGAAUGCCAGCCUCAGAACAGCUGCAUUUUCUAAGCACUCUUGAUGGCAUAUUGCCAUCCUGAUUCUCAUUGUCUUCCUUCAGGCAAUAUUUUCAGGUAAUCUUUGUUUGUGCACAUUAGUUCAAAAGCCUUCCUAAUACACCAUGUAUGUUUUCAGAUUAUUUUGGGGAAGGAAUUUAAGAAUAUUUUUGCAUUACAUUUUUUUUAAUACGGAAAUAGUAGGAAGCAUACUACUGUAUAUAAGUGUUUUUAAUACGUAAAUAUCUGUGCCGCUGCAAGUGUAAAAUAGCUAUACCACAAGGAUGGGGGUUUAUUUGUCUUUUUUCAUAAUGUGCUAAUUGAAGUAAAAGAUAAGCUAUGCAUAAGGUUUCACAUCUAUUCCAAGGUUUUAAGCCUGGUCCCUGCAGUUUGUACAGAGAAAUGCACCACAUUGGGAUGUACUUGUUGCAGGGGCAGGACUCGGAAAGUUAUCCAGGAAUCAAGGACAUGUCUCAAUCCAUGUGAUGUAGUCCCAGUUCACAAAGCAAACAUCCUGCCCCACUGAUGAUCCUCAGGUCUCAGUGACCCAAGCUUUUAAUUAUUGCAUCAUUGUAUCGUUUGAUGUGUGACCAGGUGGGCAUGAAAUAAAUUUAUAUAUAUAGAGAGAGAUAUAGAUGUAUAAAACCUGCUGUCAAAAAAAGCACGUAUCUAAGUUGAGGGAGGGAUGACCCUGGACUGAACCUCGAUCAGGUACCUGACCAGAUUGCUUUUCCUUCACAACUCUCUGUGCAUACUGAGGCUUCCCAUGCUGAUUGCAAUUUAUAUUAUCAAUAAACUAAUAGCUGGCUAACCCCCGUUGUGGUCUUACAAUUCACUGGACAGUAUUUACCCACCUUGCAGGUGUUAAUCAUAAAUUAAUGUAUUCCUCUGAACAAGUUUUACCUCUGCUGCUCUAUUGCCAGUGUAGCUCACUAGAAUACUCAAAAUUCAAGUCUGGGAGGAACGCUUUAGAGAAACAAUAUUUCUUUAGAUUUCGUGUUGCACGCACAAAACGGGUAUGAAGUUGUAGAGCAGAGAUUAUAUAUGAAUAGAUCCUGUCUCCAAAGACCAGCAGGGAUUGAGUUCUAAACAUCUCCAGUAUCUGAAGCAACAUUUAUUAAAAUUUAAAACAGACAUUUUCAAGUCAAAGUUAGUAGGCUCCAGAAGUAGUUCUGAUGUAAAACUUCCCUGAAUUUUAACAUAGGAAAAUAAUCACAUAAACAUGCAGAAAGAAAGAGACAUGACUUUGAAGCAGGGCUCCCCUCCCAUCCUCCUUGUUUUCAUAAAUAAUUCAUUAUUCAGAUGUUCCACUGGAGCAACAGUUGCAUUUCUAAAAGGCGUGGUGCCUUUGAGUGUAUGCAUAAAUAAUGCUUGAAGGUUUAUCCUUCCUCGGUGAGAUCUAAUAAAAUAACACAGUAUAGCAACAGACGGCUGCAGUCAAGUACUCUUAAACAUAUUAACACUUGUGUGAAAAACUAAGUAAUCUUUAGAGCAACUUUCUAAUUAAAUGAAUCACCUUCUCAAGUAACUUUGUCCUCUGCUGUGUGGAGCCAAAAUGGGGUUUCUUUUAAACAGAUGAUGUUUGAAAUAUUAGUAAAGUUUUCAGCAAGUUUAUACAGCUGAAUAUUUUCACACAAUACUGUUCAUAUUAAUAAGAGUGGAAGUUCAUAUAUACUGAAGUGGGCAUUUUUGUUAACUGUUGUAUGGAAAAAAAAGAGCUGUAUCUUCAAGGCACGCCACAAACAAAAAUCAGAUAGUUCCUAUGAUUUGUAUAGUUCUAUGUUGCAAAUUCUCCAAACUUUUUUUAUUACUGAAAGUAAUGGACAAUACAUGGAAAAUUUGUUAAUGAAAUGCUAUAAAAGACAAUAAAUAAAUUAUGGCUUUUAAAAAUACAUGGUA
Molecule: messenger RNA, 2629 nt
Organism: Motacilla alba alba
Lineage: Eukaryota; Metazoa; Chordata; Aves; Passeriformes; Motacillidae
Gene: BLOC1S4
Product: biogenesis of lysosomal organelles complex 1 subunit 4
Exons: 5
Coding region: 32-652 (206 amino acids)
Cellular component (GO): BLOC-1 complex
Source: RefSeq, a predicted model, not a curated record